Linum trigynum is the source of this 962-nucleotide messenger RNA. The record is from the annotation of a GenBank genome assembly. Lineage: Eukaryota; Viridiplantae; Streptophyta; Magnoliopsida; Malpighiales; Linaceae.
CGCCCAGCUACGCGCCCUACAAACCGGGUAUAACGCGCCCGAUGAACGCGCCCCUAAAAGCGCCCACAACUAGCGCCCUACAUAUACGCAGAAUGUCAAACAACACCAAUGCAUAAAAAGUCGAGAAAUUUAAACUUAAGAUUGUCCAUAAAACUUAACCAAAAAGGACAUAUCACAAUAGAGGCAUCAUUCGGCCUCGGAAGUAGCAUCCGCAGUCUGGGGCGCCUGCUCUUGGGGAUGGGGAGGCGCCUGGUCUUCAGGAGAGGGAGGCGUGUCUGCUGCUGGUGUCGUGGGUGCCCUACCUUCCUCCUCAGCGACCAUCAUGUCUUAAAUCACAAACUCGACCAUCUCCGACACAUCCCAAACCUGGUCUGGAUGGUCUUGGUCGAGCUUCUUCUUCAAGAUGCCCAGGAUGGUGAGGCAGGUGUUUGCAAACAAGUUUUUGCCGGCCUCAGACUCAUCGAAUGUAUCAAGAGAAGUCUUCAGACCCGCAAUCUACUUGCGGGCUGCUUUCAACGCCUUCCUGCUCUCCCGUUGGCCGUCCCGAAUCCUACCCUUCUCCUCGUUGAGAAGGUCUAUCUCCCUGGCUUGGGCGCCCACCUCCUUCGACAACUCCUCCUUCUUGGCCUCGAGGUUGGCCACCUUCUCCAGCAAACCCCUCUGCUCCUCUUUGAACUUCGCCUCGCAUUUGCGGCGCUACUUCUCCAAGGCGCCCUGCUGCCGCGACAGCUCCAUGGCCGCUUUCAGCUGGGCGUCUUCACACUCUUGCACCAGCUGCUCGCGGCGCUUGGACGCCGUCUCCAAGUCCUACUUCAGAGCGGACGCCGAACUCGAGGCUGCCAACGCCUCCUCCUUCGACUCUAACAACCGUCGGGCGCCUCUCUCCGCGAAAAGGAGGAUUUGUGCCAGCAACACCAAGGAGUCAGACACAUAAAAAGACUACAUAAAAAGAAUGCAAGGCA